GUUUAGUUUAGUCUCUAAGCUCGUUAAGUAAACUUUGAACAUACAAAGAAGAAACAAACAUGAAAUACUUAUUAAUUUUGUUGGCUUUAAUGCCUUUAGCUUUGGCUGGAGAAUAUGAGGAAAUAGCUAAUGCUGAAGCACGUUCCAUUUCCAGUCAGGUGGUUGAUGCUAUUGAAGCGGCCAAGGAACAAAUGCCUUGCGGUUUCCCCGGCUUGGGUAUCCCACCCUUGGCUCCCUUGAAGAUUGCUCACCAAGAAAUUGCCAUUGACAAUUCGGCCGUUCAAGCUUUUGGUGAAAUCAAUAACUUCCGUUUGGAUGGUUUAAAUGAUUUUGAUAUUGUCGAGUUCAAAGUCAGUCCCAUUUUUAGUCGUGUCAAUUUCAAAUUCAACUGGAAUCAUGUUUACUUCAAUACCGACUAUGAACUAUCCACUGCCAGAGAUAAUAAGGGUAUUAAACGUUCUGGACCUGCUAAGUUUGCCCUCAAGGACCUUACUGUUUGGGGUGUGAUUAAAUAUAAUUUGGGUCUAAUCAGCGGUAAAUUGACUCUGAAGGAAUUCAGUGUUUAUGUUUCUUUGGGUGAAGUUAAGUCGGAAAUUGGUGGUUUGUCUAAGAUCCCUAUUAUUAAUAGAAAAUUAAACCGCAUCAUUGAGGAAUGGUUUAUGUUGGCUGUGAAUGACAACACUAACAAAGUGGCUGAAUUAACUAACAGCAUGGUGGUUCCCAUUGUCAAUGAUAUGUUGAGUGACAUGAGCCUUUCCGACCUAUUGGGUAUGUUGGGUGGUGGCGGUAGUGGUGAAAGUGAACCUGUACCCUGUAUCCCACCAGAGGAUUCAGAUUAUAUGAAAUAUUUUUAUUAGAAAAUCAAAUAAUGUGAUAAAGCAAUAAAAUAAAUUUAAGCCGA
Lucilia cuprina (Australian sheep blowfly) is the source of this 901-nucleotide messenger RNA. RefSeq lists its product as uncharacterized. The record is from RefSeq and is a predicted model, not a curated record. Lineage: Eukaryota; Metazoa; Arthropoda; Insecta; Diptera; Calliphoridae. The coding region runs from base 60 to 857 and encodes 265 amino acids. The transcript has 2 exons.